Messenger RNA from Metarhizium robertsii ARSEF 23, 645 nucleotides. Its product is annotated as Ubiquitin-conjugating enzyme. Gene Ontology annotation, cellular component: nucleus. Gene Ontology annotation, molecular function: ubiquitin conjugating enzyme activity. Gene Ontology annotation, biological process: ubiquitin-dependent protein catabolic process; protein polyubiquitination. The record is from RefSeq and is a predicted model, not a curated record. The coding region runs from base 1 to 645 and encodes 214 amino acids. The transcript is spliced from 4 exons. Lineage: Eukaryota; Fungi; Ascomycota; Sordariomycetes; Hypocreales; Clavicipitaceae.
AUGAGUAGCCCGCGCCGAAGAAUCGAGACUGAUUGUAAGAUGCUUACCUUGGCUAUGCGCGUUUUUCCACGCCGACGAAUUCUUUCUUACCAGAACGACAAACAGGCAAGAGUUCUUCGUCCGUUUCAAGGGCCCGGCCGAGAGUAUGCAGAGCCCACGAUGAAUAACCCACACAUGCCUCUAGACUCGACGCUAAUACGCUCAACUACAGCUCCUUUUGAAGGCGGCCUCUGGAAAGUGCACGUCGAGUUGCCUGAUACCUAUCCGUAUAAGUCACCUAGCAUCGGCUUCGUCAACCGUAUCUUCCACCCCAACAUCGAUGAGCUGUCCGGAUCCGUUUGUUUGGACGUAAUCAACCAAACAUGGUCACCGAUGUUCGACAUGAUCAACAUCUUCGAGGUCUUCCUCCCGCAGCUUUUACGCUACCCGAACCCAACCGAUCCCCUCAACGGAGAGGCAGCCGCCCUGUUGAUACGAGAGCCCAAAAGUUACGACGCCAAGGUCAAGGAGUAUGUACAAAAGUACGCAACGAAAGACGCAGCCGACGAAGCAGGGGCCGAAAGCGAAGACGAGGACGACAUGUCUUCAGUUGCUAGCUUUGACGAUGAGGACGAAGAACCAGCAGGGCAGAUGGACGACGUAUAA